Molecule: messenger RNA, 4055 nt
Organism: Varroa destructor (honeybee mite)
Lineage: Eukaryota; Metazoa; Arthropoda; Arachnida; Mesostigmata; Varroidae
Product: very long chain fatty acid elongase 4-like
Biological process (GO): very long-chain fatty acid biosynthetic process; sphingolipid biosynthetic process; fatty acid elongation, saturated fatty acid
Cellular component (GO): endoplasmic reticulum membrane
Molecular function (GO): fatty acid elongase activity
Source: RefSeq, a predicted model, not a curated record
CCAGCAAAGUGCUGACUCCGGUCUAAGCCAACGGGCUGUUCAGGCAGUGAGCCCGUUUAAGGCUUUGGAGUUACUUAACGUACUGAAAGGUUGUUCUUUAUGUUGCUACUGUAUCGAGUGUAUUAACGUCAGAUUAGGGUUCGUGUGAGGUGCGCGGAAAACAGAAAGUCUCACCAUGGCCAGCGACGCGGUUCUGACGCCUGUAAGCGUCGCCAGGGACGAUAUCUACUUUUUGAACCUACGCAUCGACCCACGUGUGAAGGAUUACAUGUUUGUUGGCAAUGCAUGGUUCCCUAUAAUUGUGUGUGGUUCGUACCUUUGGUUUGUGUACAAAGGAGGUCCUGCUUUCAUGCAGAACCGUAAACCAUACGAUCUCCGUCGGGUUAUCCAAAUCCAUAAUCUAUUUAUGGUAGUGACCAACAUAUUUUUCUUUUACAAGUUUAUCACAAAUUCAUACUUGGCCAAUUACAGCCUGCUCUGUCAAGGCAUGACCUAUGCCACGGACCACAACUCGAUGGAAAUCGUCCACUAUGGCUACUGGUAUCUGAUGCUUCGCAUACUGGACUUUUUGGAUACGGUCUUCUUUGUGCUCCGGAAGAAGUUUGAUCAUGUUUCCUUUCAUCACGUAUCCCAUCACUUCUGCUGUGUGUUCUCCGGUCACCUGUGGGUAACACUUGGCAUGGACGGACAUACGUUGGCUGGUCUUUGCCUCAACUCGUGCAUUCACAUAUUCAUGUACUUCUACUAUUUUCUGGCUUCUUUGGGACCUAAGAUCGAAAAAUACCUCUGGUGGAAAAAGUACCUUACGAAAGCUCAAAUCUACCAGCAUAUCUUCCUCGUUCUCCACGGACUGAUUCCAGUUUUCUACGACUGCGGAUACCCCAAGUUUUUCAUCUAUCUCGCCGUGCCUCAAGGCUUAUUAGGACUAGUUCUAUUCCUUAAUUUUUACGUAGCUUCUUACUCGAGAAAGCGUCAGCAUGCUAACGCUACUAGUGCAGCAAAAGCGAACGGACAUACCGAGACCGAAGACUGUCAACGAAUGGAACAAAGGGUGAUGGAGAAGGAAAUCGGUUUGAAGAAAGAUAGAUAGGAUAAUCGCAUGAACGUUUGCCGAAGUGGCAAGUUCGAAUUGAACUUUUAUUUUAGUCUGAUUGCAACGAUAUCGUGGCCGCAUGUCGCCACUUUGAUGCAACGCUCUGCCCAUUUUUUGGCUCGAUCGAUACCGACCUCUGUUGCGUUCAGCAUAUAUUACUUGCUUAUCUAGUUCAAGCGGACGACAGACAGUCUCAAAAUAGAACUACCGUGAGUGUCCAAUGCUGUCUAUAAUGUUGAGAUCAAACAAUUGUGAUGUAGAUAAAAAGAAUAAAGAUAUAUUAUUUAAAUCCUAUAAAUUCAUGCUGAAACCGCUUGAUUUUCUGCAAACUAUGCCCAAACCAAGGUCUGCAUACCUAAGCGCCUUGUCGCUGACAUCUCGCCUCCAAUACUGGAUUUGGCUUUUUCAGCAAAGGAACAACUUGAUCAUAUCCUUCAGAUAGUAGGUUUACUUCAUAUAGAAAAAGUCAGAUUAGCUUAACACCUCCGAAUCGUUAUUUUGUUUUUCGUCAAAAGCGCUACGCACCAGGAUAGCUUCUGCCGCUACUAUUGCUACGGAGACUACCAGCACUACACUGUUGUAGGCAAUUUUCUUGUUAGAUCUGUACCUCUAAACGAACCGAGGUCAGAUACUGUGUACGUAUCAGUCAAGUCAAUCAGUGAGUUUAUUAGUCAGGUACAACGUGUAAUGAUAGAUCUGGCAAGGAGAUGAGAUGCAAAGCAGAGAUCUAAUGAAAAAAUCGUAUCAACUCAAGAAAACCCAUUUUUCCUGCUGGGCGCCAGCUUUCACAAGGGCGUCAUCGUGGGUCGCGCAUCAUACAGCAUCAGUUUUGACGUAUUAGCAAUCGCAUUCAACCCUCUACAUGUAAGCACGACAUUACCGUGCUGUGUGACAGCUAACAGGGUGGACAGUCAUUGUUAUGGCCAUGUCACGAAGGUUUUCGGAACAAUUUCUUGUGUAACUACACCCUUCGGAAAUAUCCGGCAGCCAAUACCAUGACCGCCCGUAUAUGCUCGUGGCUACCGUUGGCUAUUGUGGACAAAAUAAAAUGCCGCGGAUCUACAAGUGGAUCGAAAGAUCGAGCUAGUUGGGAUAGUAAACAACUGAACAAUUGAAAGAGAUUUGCCCUUCUCUGUUUAGCAACGUACGAUUCUUUGAUUGUUCCUGCUUUUCAGCAUUAGCAUCAAGGCAGUCAUGACCAGAGGAUGGGGUAUAGCCAAAAAUUAGCCACCGAAAACAGCAUAACUUGUUUGUACGCUAUUUAAUAGCAAGGUCGUGCUAAGCAUCAGCUUUAAACGUUAGAUGUUCCUGUUUGUUCCCAUGUGUCCAUUAUUUAAUCAAUAUGGCUGAUAAAUUUUACGUGAUUGAAAAACUUGAGUGUGUUCAAUUGAUAGAUAUCAAGUGAUUCAUAGAAACGGAUGUAAUCAUUGUAUUUGCAAAUUUCAAAUCAAGCUUGCAUCAAAUGUUCUGAGCUGACGUAGCCGAAACAUUGCUCUUUAUCACUCAUAACGGUUGAGAAGCGGUGACGUAAGCGGGCGCUACCAUAAAAUGAGAUAGUCUACAUAUGCGCAUAGUUUAUCCUAUCGCAGGAUCUAAAAGUAAGCGAUUCUUAUAAACCUACUACAAGUACGCGCUUAUGUAUAUAUAUAUAUAUAUAUGUCUUAUAUCAUAUGUCUGAAGAGAAUAGUCAUGGAUCAACAAAAGCACAAUUUGUCCAUGCUAGACUGAUUUCAGAUGAGGACCUUGCAUCUUCAUCGUGUUUUUACAAAGGCAUUGUCUUGUUUUUCUGGCAAUAUCAUUUUGUAUAUAUUCGGAUGUUGAUUGUUGUAAAUCUUCUUUGAAAGCUGUAAGCAUGAUAAUCAUCACAUAUCGUUGAGACAACGGUAGCUAUACACAUAAAAAGCAAAAUUUUAAACACAGUAGUUUUACAAAGCUUACAAAAGGACAGAUGAGCCUUUGCAUAUUUUCGAGCAAACGCACGCCAUCAAAAAUGUUGUAAAAUAGCAAUAAUAGACCUUCUGGACAAGUAAGCAGGCACAAGAUCGACGUCGACUGUCGUGUGCUCCGUGGGAAGCAGACCACAGACUCUGAGCUCACGAUUCUCGUAUGCUGCUCUAUAACACCCCAAUCAACAGUAAAACAAAAUCAAGAAAAAGCUCAUUUUAGAAAGAAAAAGCGUUUAUACACCUGUUGUGGUCAUCAUAGCAUGUAGAACUUUACCGCUAAGCGCCAACGGAAGAUAAACAACAAUGCCGGGGGUAGAAUUUAUUACGUCACGUACCCAAUAAGAGCAGACAGCGAUCCUUAGUUCCGCCUGGUAAACUGUAGCAAUCAUCAUUUUCAUAUUUUGACCAUUUACAGUGUGCUUAUUUGCCGUGCGGCUUCAAGUGGAGUAUCUAGAUAAUAAGGGGCUAAUAAAAUCGGUCACGGUUAUAUAGUUUCAUAUAUCGUUAUAUGGACAAUUCACCCUUCAUAAUAAUCAGCAGCUUUAAAAGUUACCACAACCAAUAAAAAGCAAUGGUAACAGCAUGGUAUUUGGCUGGCCAAAUGUCCGUCCCUUCUUGUCUGCCUCUAAAAGCAUGUAUUGCGUUUCUAAGCUUCGUACCGGAUCGGAUUGUAAUUAUCCCAUCGUAUCGUAAGGGUAACUUUCGAAAUGCCUGUAGAGUACGAGGCUAGUUAGUGUAAAUGUAUCACAUAAAUGCCCAAAGCAGCAUCUCUUUUGCUUUUGUGUAUUAAUUUUUUUAAAAUUUGUUCUAUUCAACGUGCCGAGCGUCGACCGUAAUGUUACCAUGAAGCUUAGCGAAUUUACAGGUGUGGAAUCAUUACGCCUAAAGGUGCUGCUCUGUGAAACAGAAUAUAUAUAUAUAUAUAUAUAUACAUUUGAUGUCGUAUAAAAAAUGGAGGUGUGGCUGAAAGUUUCAUGUGAUACACAUAUAUAUUCAAUAUAAUCGAAGAAGUUUCA